AUGGACCGGCGCCACGAUCUGCCCCGCCUGGGCUCCCUGUGGCGCCAGCGCAGCGGCAAUUCAUCGGCCGAAGUGGAGGAGGGGGCGGGCGGCCGGGAGACCCCCGUGGCGCGCACGCUCUCCAAGCUGGGCUCGCAGUGCAUGCAGGCACUGCCCAGGAUGCGCAGCGGCACCUACGCCCGCGUGGCGGGCGACACCGAGGCCGUGCCCCUAAUGGAGAUCCCGGAUUCCCGCAAGUCGGCGGGGGGGGAUGCGAUCUCGCCACGGCCGCGCACGGAGCCCCUGCGUCACGCGACGCCCUCAGGGCGCGUCCGUCCCGCGGCCGGCGGCCCGGCGGGCGGGGGCCAGUCGGGGAAGGGGCAAGGGGCCGGAUCCGGCAAGCCGGGCAGCAGGAUCGCCAAGUUUCGCAACCACUACCUGCGUCUGGCGGACCUGGAGGAGAUUUCUGAGGAGCAGACGGGCAACAGGCGGGAGAGCGGGCGCGGGGCGCCGACGUGCUCGACCGUGAAGCACAUGCUUGCGGCUGCCGGCCGCAACGCGACCCAGGGCGGCGGCCCGAACUCGAGGGCCCCCGGCCAACCUGGCGCCGGUCCGCCGCCCAGCUACUUCUGCCGCGUGCUGGAGCAGGAGCUGAAGCGCGUGCUGCUGUUCGCGGAGUCCUUCGCGGAGGAGCUGUGGGUGCGCCUGGGCGCGCUCUUCGAGGCCAUGGAGGCCCUGGCCGCGGACGUGAAGAGCAACCCGGACACCGCCAUCCCGACGGGCAGGGUUCAGGAGCUGUCAAAGCACGGGGACUUGAUAGGUGUGUGA
This is a messenger RNA of Ostreobium quekettii, 807 nucleotides long. NCBI's taxonomy places the organism in Eukaryota, Viridiplantae, Chlorophyta, Ulvophyceae, Bryopsidales, Ostreobiaceae. The record is from the annotation of a GenBank genome assembly.